Molecule: messenger RNA, 1230 nt
Organism: Phytophthora sojae
Lineage: Eukaryota; Oomycota; Peronosporomycetes; Peronosporales; Peronosporaceae
Exons: 5
Coding region: 1-1230 (409 amino acids)
Source: RefSeq, a predicted model, not a curated record
AUGGGCUACAACUACGCCAUGCCCACAUCCAAGAAACUCACGCUCGUGAACGUGUCCGUGUACAUCGUCUCCCGCCGAAUUGGCUGUGGAAUUGCAUGCCACGUGCUCAAGGUGGAGAACACCGGCGUCCUUGCUGGAUUCAGCUUCGUGUGCAGCAGAGGACCGCAGGACACGAUGAAGAGCGUCGUCCUCACGGAUGCGUGGGUUGACGGCCGUCACUUCAGUCAACAUGAGGUCGAGUUGGGCUUCAGUCGACAAGAAGUGGGUCCAUUGGAGGACCCCGCCCAAGGAACGGUGACCAUCCUGAAGCGAGUCGAGCUCAAUUUCACCAGAGCCAACGGAUCCAUCCGAAUCUAUCUGUCCGUGUACAUUGCUACGCCGUUCCUCCAUGAGCUCAAGGUGAACAACGACACUGCCGUUGGCUUUACUUUCCAAUGCAACAGAGGGCGCGCCCACCUGAAUCCUGGCGAUAGAUGGAGCCACAGCUUCGUCAACGGGAAGACGGCCGUCAAAACCAUGAAGAGUCUUGUGGUCACGGACGCCUGGGACGACAUCGAGCUGUUCUUUGUUAGGCGGGACGUGAGCACGCCUGCCCGACUUGAAGCACGUGCUCAAAGGGAGACACCACGAUACGAUGGAGUCGUCGCUGUUGACUUCGGUACGCCUGCGAAAGUCCCGAUCUUUCUGUCCGUGUACAUCGCGUCACCGCUUCAUCAGGUGCUCAAGGUGGUAAACAACGACACGCAGGCUGGAUUCAGCUUCUGCUGCAGUAGAGGACGCGCCAAGCUGAAUCUCGGAGAGAGCUGGCAGCAUCCUUUCGUUAACGGUUCGACUGCAGUAAGCAUUCUGAAAAGCGUCGUGAUCACUGAUGCCUGGGUGGGCGCCCGCCACCUUCAAGAGGAUGAGAUCGAGUUGCGGUUCGUGCGACAGGAUGCGCUGCUGGCCGCUGGGCCGUCUGUGCUGCUGGGCUGCGUGUGCUGCUGGGCCCUUGCCGCCUGUGCUGCUGGGCCCUGUGUGCUGCUGGGCCGUGUGUGCUGCUGGGCCGUGUCUGCUGCUGGGCCGUGUGUGCUACUGACGCCGGGCCACUUGCUGCUGGGCUAUGUGCGCUGCUGGGACGUGUAUUGGGUUGCGCUUGUGCGCUCUCGUGGCGUGUGGCUCAAGUGGCCGAGGGUUUGGACGAGUAUGGUGCUGUUGAUGGAUGCGACUAACCCGCGCCCAUGGAGCUCGUGA